Messenger RNA from Microdochium trichocladiopsis, 1371 nucleotides. Its product is annotated as mRNA capping enzyme-domain-containing protein. Gene Ontology annotation, cellular component: nucleus. The transcript is spliced from 3 exons. NCBI's taxonomy places the organism in Eukaryota, Fungi, Ascomycota, Sordariomycetes, Xylariales, Microdochiaceae. Bases 1 to 1371 code for a protein of 456 amino acids. Gene Ontology annotation, biological process: 7-methylguanosine mRNA capping. The record is from RefSeq and is a predicted model, not a curated record. Gene Ontology annotation, molecular function: mRNA 5'-cap (guanine-N7-)-methyltransferase activity.
AUGGCCGAUGCUCACGAGGACUAUCCCCAACCCUUCGAUGCGAAGCGGCUUGAACCGGCCAAGCGACGGAAGCACUCCGACACGUACUCUCGCGAUACUCCAGUCCGUCGAGACGAUCGGUCAAACGCGGCCGGCGUUGACGAGCUUCCCCAGCCUUUCGAUGCGAAGAAGCUUGAGCCCGUCAAGAAGCGUCAGCGCUCAACGUCCCCGUCGGACGCCCCUCGAAAACUCAAACGUCCGGGCCAGCGGGCGCGCAUCACUGGCGCCCAAGCCGAAGAGCUGCAGAAGCGUCGUGAACAACGCGACCGCGAAGCUGCUGCGGACACCGCAACGACCCAGGCCGUCCUUGGUCAGCGCGGUACCCACGAUGUAGUGCGUGAACACUACAACGCCGUGCCUGAGCGCGGCCGCGAUUGGCGUCGGACCGAUAGUCGCAUCAAAGGGCUGCGCAGCUUCAACAAUUGGGUCAAGAGCACAAUUAUUCAAAAAUUCUCUCCUGACGAGGAUCAUACCCCAGGCGCCCACGAACGCGGCCGCGAUAUGGCCGGCCGUAACGACCAUGAGCUCCUCGUCCUCGACAUUGGCUGCGGUAAGGGAGGCGAUCUGGGGAAGUGGCAACAAGCUCCGCAACAUGUGGCACUGUAUGUUGGCUUGGACCCAGCAGAUGUGUCCAUAGAUCAAGCCAAAGAACGCUAUCAUCAGAUGAGGAGGCAUCGUUCGCGGCUCUUUGAUGCACGCUUCCAUGUCAAGGACUGCUAUGGCGAGUCCAUCGAAGACAUUGAGGUCAUUCGCCAAGUCGGUUUUGAUACCUCGCCCAUGGGCCGGAGUGGCUUCGACAUUGUCAGCAUGAUGUUCUGCAUGCACUAUGCCUUCGAGUCAGAGGAGAAAGCGCGGCGAAUGCUGCAGAACGUCUCUGCAUCACUGAAGAAGGGUGGUAGAUUCAUCGGCACAAUACCCAAUUCCGAUGUGAUCGGCGAAAAGGUCACACAGUUCAACGAGCGCAUGGCGGCCAAGAAGUGGGGCAACGACCUCUACCGCGUCAGGUUCCCUGGCAAAACGCCCGAAGAUGGCAUUUUCCGACCACCUUUCGGCUGGAAAUACAACUUUUUCCUGGACGAGGCAGUCGAAGAGGUGCCCGAGUAUGUCGUGCCGUGGCACGCGUUUAGAGCUUUGGCCGAGGACUACAACCUCGAGCUGCAGUACCAUCAGAGUUUCCGAGAGAUUUGGGAGCAGGAGAAGGACGAUCCGGUGCUGGGUCCUCUGAGCGAGCGUAUGGGGGUGCGCGGAAGAGGCCGUGGUGACUUAUUGGUUUCGCCCGAGGAGAUGGACUGCGCCAACUUCUAUGUGGCCUUCUGCUUCUACAAGGUCUAG